This is a messenger RNA of Rhodotorula toruloides NP11, 1662 nucleotides long. Its product is annotated as nucleoside transporter. The coding region runs from base 1 to 1662 and encodes 553 amino acids. Gene Ontology annotation, cellular component: fungal-type vacuole membrane; plasma membrane. NCBI's taxonomy places the organism in Eukaryota, Fungi, Basidiomycota, Microbotryomycetes, Sporidiobolales, Sporidiobolaceae. The transcript has 7 exons. The record is from RefSeq and is a predicted model, not a curated record. Gene Ontology annotation, biological process: nucleoside transmembrane transport. Gene Ontology annotation, molecular function: nucleobase transmembrane transporter activity; nicotinamide riboside transmembrane transporter activity.
AUGUUCGCUCCCGCCGCUCCCCUCGCCCGCGCAGUCUCGAAAGCCCGCACUGCCGCGUCCCAAACCGCCUCGGAGAUCCAAGACGACAUCCACGUCGCCGAGCGCUUGUACGCUCAAGCGACGCAUCCAGAGGAUGAGGGUCAGGAGGUACCGGAGGAGUUGGACGCGGAUGAGGCGGAGGAGGUUAUUGAGGAUGAGUAUAGGCCUUUGAUGGAUGGGGAGGAGGGGGAGGAGGGGCGUGAUGGUGAGGCUGGUGGGAAGGCAGCGAAGGGCAAGAGGAAGAGGUGGGAUGAAGAGGGAGGGGAGACGAAGGUCAGGAAGUUUGAGGUCUGGCUCGCGCAACUCAUCUUCUUCAUCCUCGGCGCCUGCAUCCUCCUCUCCUGGAACACCGAGAUCGUCGCCGGCGCCUACUUCGGCGCACGACUCGUCGGCUCGCCCUUCCAGACCAGCUUUGCGAGCUUCGUCGCCUUGACGUUCACGACUGGCAAUUUGGCAUUCCUGGCGCAUGCGAAUGCGACGCAGGGAGGGGCCAACCUCUCGCGGCGGAUUCAAAGCAGCAUCGUCACGCUUAUCCUGAUCCUCGUCAUCUUCAUCGUCUCGACGCAAGUCAAGGAGAUCCCAGCAAACCUCUUCUUCGCCUACCUCAUCGUCUCGGCCGUCAUCCUCGCCGCCUCCGCCUCCUACCUCCAGAACGCUGUCGUCGCACUCUCCGCCAGCUUCGGUCCCCGGUUCCUCAACCAGAUCUUGUCGGGACAAGGGGCUAUCGCGUUCGCCGUCGCUGGGAUCCAGUUCGCGGCUGCGUACGGCGCAGUCAAGAAUCAGAAGCCCGAGUCUCCAUCUAGCGCAUUCCGUCUGCAAGCGGACUACGCGCUAUCCGACCCGCAACUCGUUGCCGACCUCGCAGCGGCCGUCCCGCCUCCCGCUGUCCGACAAACCGCAUUCACCUUCUUUCUGACCGUCGGGAUCUUCGCCGCCGUCUCACUCGUCUCGUACUGGGUCCUUCUCCGCCUCCCGCUCUAUCGCCUCGUCAUCCGCGCCUCAUUCGACGAAGAUGCCGCAACGACCAAACCCAAGCAAGCCGCCUCCUCUACCUCCCUCCACGUCGUCGAGCGCAAAGUCCGCCACCUCGGCAUCGCAAUGUUACUCAUAUUCGCCGUCACACUCGCCGUGUUCCCCUCCAUCACCGCGACAAUCGUCUCGGUCAAGACGGGCGAGCCGGACGUCAAGCUCUUCCAGAGACCGGAGCUGUUCGUACCGCUUGGAUUCGCGGUGUUUGCGGCGGGAGACUGGUUGGGGAGGGUCAUGCCGCAGUGGGAGAAGCUCGCGUGGACCAACUGGAAGAUCUUGAUGGGGAUUAGCGUCGCGAGGCUGAUCUUUGUGCCCCUCUUCUUGAUGUGCAACCAGACAGCGGGAGGAGCUGGACGGGCAAUCAUUCGCUCGGACGUCGCCUUCUUCCUCAUCAUGUUCGCCUUCGCCGUCUCGAACGGCUACAUCUCGACGCUCAUCAUGCUCGCGUCGGUCGUCGAGCCAUCGCUCGAGCAGGAGGAAAUUGAGGUCGCCGCGACAUGCCUCGCUUUCUACCUCACGGCGGGUCUUUCAGCCGGCUCCUUCCUCUCGUUCGCCGUGCGCGCCGCCACUUGCCGCUGCAACCCCUUCGUCUAG